CCGUGGGAGAGCUCAGAUAGAGACGUGCCUUCAGUCUUGGAGUGGCGCUGUCACACGCUGAUAUACAAAUACGCGUUUUAGACUCAAACGCACUAAAAAAAAAAAGAAAAAAAGGACAAACACACACAGCAAGGCUGCUGCGUAUACACAUUGUAUUUUAGUGGGACACGCAUAGACACACAAACGCACUUCUCCCGCACUCACACAGACACGCGCGCACACAAACACGCGCACACACACACACAGGGGGACUAAACAGUUUCUCUCUCUAUCUCUUUCUAUUGCUUGCUCGCUCAGCUGCUCUCUCGCGCUCCCUCUCUCUCUCUCUCUCUCCCCCUCUCCCUCCCAUCUACACACACACACACACCACUACAGUAUAUCAGCGAGUGACUCGCGGAGAGCCAGAGGGGAGUGCAGAAAUGAAUGUGAAGAUCCUGACGCUGGUGAUUGUGCUCUUGGUUUCUCUGCUGUGUUCUGCCAGUGCUGGUCCCAUGGCCUCCACGGAGCAUGGUAGGGAGCUGGAAGAGGUGGCUAUGGUGAGAAAGCCGGUCCAGCAGAACCCGGGCAGGGGUGGUCAGACCCAUAGACCAGCUGGCUGGAAGAGGAGACGCCCACGGCCCCGUCUUUCCCACAAGGGGCCCAUGCCUUUCUAGAACAAGGCAUUGCUUUGAGCCUCCUCCCCUAGGUUCUGAUUUCUAUGCUCUUCCUUUGCCUUGGGGGGUCUUGCAAUGAAGGGCCUACGCUUGCCCAGCCUGAAGAGUGAUGUCCAUAGCACCUGCUGGUUCUUCAAGCAACUCUGUCCACAAAAAAAAUCAGGACAAGCCGCUCACCCUCAGCUCUAAGAUGAAUUGGGGACAGGGCAGGGGGGUGGGGGGUAUUGAGCCCGUAUUGAGCCCGAGCUACAAGAUUCUAUUUCUCUGUCUCUCUCUCGUUCUCUCAUUCCCUCACUUCUCUAUUUAUCUGUCCUUUCCCAAGUGUUUUUUCCCGCAAUCAUUUGCUUUCUAGAGCCCUGUCAUAGCCAACUCCCUGAGUGUGUCUCACACUUUGCAUGACAUCUGGUGGAGAGGGAGCCCGGUCCAAGCAGUCUUUGUCUGAAAAAGCAUCUGUCCAUGGUGUGCUAUUCCCAUCUCUCAGAUCCAAGGUGAUCACAGCUACUAGUUCCAUUGCUGUGUAGCUAUUUCUGGCUUUUACUAUUAGAAGAGGGUGCUGAUCGUGUGGAGGGGCAGUGGCAGUUUCAAAAGUUGACCACAUCAACUAAAAUUCAGUUCACUCAUGAUAUUCUGAUACUCCUGUCUGCUGCAAAAAAAACAAAAAAAAAAGAAUCCAAGAGUUUCCUUUCCAAAUGAAGUUGUGAAAAAGCAUUAACUUUUUGACAUGAUCACCAUUGCUAAAUUACCAUUGUUAUUGGUGCUUUCUACUUCCUGUCUACAGUGCAUUCUCAUAUGAAGUAAAGUGAUAUUGGACUUGAGGGAGGAUUCCGUUUAGCCAACAACGGACCAUUUGGUCAAAAUAAUCGGCUUUAAAGCAACCGAAUAUGUUACUUCAUUUAGCAGAAUCUUUAAUCCAAAGCUAUUUGGUGUUACUGAACUUGUUAACACCUUGGGGUUUAACAAUGUGCUCAAAGUUACAGCCACAGUGUCCCACCUGGGACGACUCCUUUGACCCUAAAUCCCAGUCCCAAUCCUGUCCCCAAUCCCUGGCCUCCUCACCACACUGCUGCUCCAUGCAGCUGCUCUACACGACUGUUAACUGGCAGGAGGGAGGGUUCUGCUCCACCAACAGAUCACCUUGCCUUUUAAUGAAGUGCCAAAUAAUAACCUACUCCACAAUGCUGCCAGGAAUGAAGGAUCAAAAGGAUGGGAGACGUGAGAAACACAUUACCUCUUGUUUGAAGUCUUGAUACACUGACACAUUAUGCAUUUUAAACUUCUGCAAAGAGAAACAAAUCCCAUUUAAGACCGUGGUAGCAAGGAGGACAGUUGAAUUAGACCAAAAACAGUUUUAAAGCAGACAUCUGUCAGCUCAGUAAAUAGACCACCAUGUUCAGCCUACCACUAGUGCUCUGAUUGUCUUGCCAUUCAGCAUAAGGCUGGUUUGACCCUUUGACUGAGAUCUUAGAUGGAAUGCUAUGCCUUUCCAUCAUACUGGAAUAUAUUACUGUUUAUGUUUUGUUUUUUGUUAUAUUUCGUUCUCUAGUUUUUCUAGUUUUAUUUCUUUUUUUCUCAGGGUGCUGUGAUAGAAGCUUGUACCAGAGCAGUCUAUUUUGUGCAUUUAUUUAACGAUAAACACAAACAUACAGUACAUUUAUAGCUUAUAUGAACAUAUUUUCGUAUACUGUAUCUUAACUCUCCGUCUAUGUAUACACCAGUAUAGCUAUGUAUCCAGAUUCAGUCCUUGCUAGUCAUGAUUCUAUCCCCACGUAGGGUAAAGUUGCCUUGCUAGCUUGCCCUUCCACGGCACAGGUGGUCGUGGCUCUUAUCAUUACGCUCAUUAAAUCCCAUGGUUAAGCUUUCUCAGAUGGAUCUCCCAAAGGCUGGCUGGGGCCACUUACAGUCUGAGCUCAUUGUCAGAUUGUCUUAGAUCGAAACUUCCCCCUUCCCCCUUUCCAAUCCCCAAACCCCUGCUGAUUUCUCUACAGUGCAUAACUAUGUGACAAUGCAGCCACCACCCAUCCUCUGGUGUCCCAUCAGGUAUGUGGGGAAAUCUCCAAAAUUUGAUUCCAGUUGACCCUUUAAUCCAAAAGCUAUUUCUAACUUUUAGCAGGAUUUACAUCUAACCAAUAGGCAAACACCCUUACUAAAAACGGUUCUGACCGGAGAAUAAAACUGGCAAGUUAACCUAGAUUUCCAAUAUCUUUUCCCUCUGUUGCCAGUCUCAUGCAAAUAUUAUAAUAAAAUACAGUCUUCUCAUUCCCAGCAUGAGAGGCUUUUAUUAAGAGAGCAUCUAAAAUCACAGUGGUAAUCCACCCAUCCAAGCUCACCUUGAUUAAAAAUGUAUUAAAUCCUAGGGCACUGUGAAGAGCAAUAAUUUCAGUUCCACCAUUAUUAUUUCAUACCCUCUCAGACAGAGAUGUAGAUUUCAUUAAUGCUCCUUGGGAAUGAGACAGCGUUGAUCAGGGUGUCUCAUGUAUAAUUGGAGAAGGUAGUAGGAGGAUAUGAGCUAGGGCUGGAAGUUCCAAGCCGCAGGAGUUGGGAUGCUGGAGUACACUGGGUUCGCGACAGGGGGUUCAAAUCAAUAUUUCCCCAUCUCAGAAGUUAUUGUUAGGGAGCCGAGCAACGUCUGUAUCCGCACUGUUCUCCAUGAAUGUAUCCUCACCAUCUGCACCAGCCAUGCUUCCCUCUCAGAGACCAGAGCAAACCAUUGUUGAGACAGAGCACCAUUUAAAUCUUGGUCUGGUUAUCAGUUAUAUCCACACACAAAAAACAAAAAAAAAAACAAAGCCAAAUAUCCCUUGAUCCAAAGCCUACUAUAUCAAUUAGUCUCAUGAUCAAUAGACAUGGCUUUGCUCCAAGACUUCUCUGUAUGGGUUUGCAAGGCUGCACUUUUGCAAUUCCAUUAUGCUGCUGGAAAAAUAAACCCUGAAAACAAGAGUCUCUUGGUAUGGAAUAGUUUUCCAGUGUUUUGUGACAAUUUUUUAUGUCUGAUUCUUGUCUAGCUGGUUGUCCAAAGCUUACUUUCUGAAUACAGUGUGAAAAACCUGUAUCUUUUGUGGAUGUAACAAAAUAGAAAAGUAGUCUGCAGCACAAUAUGUCGUGGACACGUGAAAGCUUUCAGGCAUUCUUUUCUUGUAGAUGCUAGCCCACAGCCCUCCCUUGCGCAUCAGGUUAAUGGGCCUUGUGGUGUGGAAGGACAAGCACAUCCAGGCUCAAACUGAAAUGGUAAACCAAUACAUUAUGCUCAGAGAGCAGAACCAUUUUCCUUAAUGGUCUUUUCCAGCAAGGCUUACACAAGAGAAACGAUUCCUAUCCUCUCAGUGUUUCCUCUUCAAUUCCUCUUGUCUGACUGUCAAAAGGCCUGAGUAAUGUUCCUAUGCACUUGUUAGCAUGUACCCCUGGUAAGCUAUGUUUGUUUGAGAAGUUACCUCUUUUUCUUUAGCUCUUUUUAUCCAUGACGCAUUUGGCUGGGAGUGUGAAAGGAGUAGGGGUGAACAGAGAGACAGAUUUGUGUUACAGAUUCAGACAAGAAUAAACUAGCAGUUGUAAACUUGCAGCUAGCAGGUUAUGAAACAUUAGCUUUAGCUGUUGGUUGCUGUUUUCAGCUAGUUGUAGAGAGAGCCCCCACAGAGAAUCAUUCAAACCCACAAGGUUAUUCAUUUUUGAUAUUGCUGUCACACAAAUUUGCUCAGUUCUCUACCAGACAAAAUCCAUGUCUACAUAAUCACAAACCGCAUAUUUGUACUCAUUGAGGAAAAGGAAAAUGCAACCGUUAGUAACACAUUCCACAAUUUAUCUUGUGCAUCUCUAAGCUCAUCACAAGUGUAACAUGUUGGCCUCUCAGAGUGGGUGUUUGCAGGAUCAAGUGGCUGAUAUUCAAUCCAAUGUAUUCACACAUUUCCACUGGCCGGGCAAUCCAAAGGAUAACCAGAUUUUAUCUCCCAUGGGAAAUGAGUAGGAUCUGUCAUCAUCUUGAAUCCUCAAAAAUGAGACUUCCCAUACCCAGAAUAGAACAGGCCCUUCCUCCCUCGAUUGUGACACGUUCUUUAUCUAUAUAACCGCUGUGUCCAAUGUUGAUUCCGCUCACCAACAGUUUGAGGGGAACUGCAGGGUCUGUAGGCUUACAUGCCAUUGCAACAGUGUUACUAGGUUUAAAGCAGAUACCGUUUUUAAGACAAUGUAUUACUCCUGAACCUCAUUAAUUCUGUUUAUGGUGUGUGCUCAUAUUACUCACCAGGCCAAAUGUACAGUCCCUGUCUCUGUUUUGAUGUUGAACUGGGCAAAAAUAAAACGAAAUAAAUGAAUAAAUAAAUAAAUAAAACAAGUGUAUCAGAAAUGGUUGAAAUACUGUGUACAUAUUUGAACUUUUGGUUUCUAAUUUAUAAAAGAUAAGCUUUAGCUCUUGGAGUACUUAUUUUAUUUUAUUUUUUCCUUUCAUGCGUAGCUUUGUGUUUUUAUUUUCUAUUUCUGUAAAGUGUGUAAAUAUAUC
Messenger RNA from Lampris incognitus (smalleye Pacific opah), 5142 nucleotides. It is a transcript of the gene apln, whose product is annotated as apelin. Gene Ontology annotation, molecular function: hormone activity; apelin receptor binding. The record is from RefSeq and is a predicted model, not a curated record. Gene Ontology annotation, biological process: signal transduction. The transcript is spliced from 3 exons. The coding region runs from base 420 to 653 and encodes 77 amino acids. Lineage: Eukaryota; Metazoa; Chordata; Actinopteri; Lampriformes; Lampridae.